This is a messenger RNA of Vitrella brassicaformis, 1095 nucleotides long. The record is from the annotation of a GenBank genome assembly. Lineage: Eukaryota; Vitrellaceae.
CCUUUAAAUUAACCCAUAACCCAAGUUGCUGAGGAUCCGUGCCUACUGAUUUCAUUUCAUUGCACACACAGGGGGUGCUUAGUUGACAGAGGGUCGGUCGAUCUUUCGCUCUGCCCCCAUCUAUAUCUCCUCUCUCUCUCUCCACAUGCUUUCAUAUUCCUGCACUAGGAAGGCGUAUUGGGCAGCAUCCUGCCGCACACAUCACACACACACACACCAGGGAGUAUAUCCCUGGGUAAGUGGGUGGCAUCCUUACCACGCAGGCGCCGUAGAGGCAGCGGCAUGAGUUCAUAUCGCCGGACUCGUCGUCUGGCGAGAGGCCACACGGUUUUCCGUUACUGGCGUCGGACGCAAUCAUCUCGCCGUUCUCGUCUUGAACGUAGCCACCACACGAAUCAGUAAUGGCAGCACAAGUGCCUGGCACACACACGCACCCACACACCGACCCAUUGACGUGUGGUCCACACACUCAGACACGCCCAUGCAUACUCCUCACCUUCUUGACUGCCACCUUUCUUCUCCUUUUUCUUGCCAAACUCGAAGGGAGAGUCAGCGUCUUUGGCAGAGAGUGCGCCUGCCUGCCCCUCGGCGAUGAGAUCCAUCUGCUGCUGGGCGGUGUCGAGGGUGGCGAGGGCGGUGCUGGCCAGCUGGUGGGCCGCCUCGCUGACCUUAUUGGCCACCUCCAUCAUGGCCUUGGCCUGCUGCAGCUGCUCCUGCUGCUGCUGCUGCACGAGCGACAGCUGAUGCUGACGGCCGGACGCCCCAGACCACACACUGUGAAGGGCCGUCGUGGCCGUGGUGGCGGUUCCGGUCAGCUCAUGGCCGGCGGCGACGGACGGCAGGCCCCCUACACGAAAACACGUUUGCACAAGACACAAACGUACAAUGCACCACAGAAACCUUCGCACAGGCCCGAAGAGACGAGCUGCAGCUCACCCACCACUCGUCUGCUGUCCGGAGACGGCAAGAGUGCCGGCGAAACAGAAGAAGAGCAACAGGCGGACCAUUGCUGACUGACGAAGGGGAUCGGAUGGGGGAUCAACAAAAAACCUUACACACGCGGCUGGACGGCUUCUCAGAGAGGGGAAGAUGUCG